AUGAGAGUUCAACAAGAGAGAAUCAGCAGCACCAACACAAUGUCACCAUCCAGAAGACCCCUCCACAUCAACAUCCCACCCUCAACCUCCGCCAUGUUCCAACGCAUCCGCCCUUCCGUCGUCACCUCAUUUCUGAAAAAACCACUCUCUCUCCCUUUCGUUCUCUCCAUCUUCCUCUUCCUCGCUUGGAUCUCUCUCCGUUCAUAUCGCACUUCUCAUUCUCUCCAUCUGUCUUCCCCAAACGACGACGCUAAAGCCAAUCUCCGGAGAUUCUCUUCCCAUUUCCCUUCCCGUAUUGCCAAGGAUAAUCGGGGGUGGAUUCUUGAUCCUAUUGCUCUUGCAGCUUCCUCCGGCCUUUCAGGUGGAGCUGUUAAUUGCGGUUCUCUUCAUCUCGGUGAAAUUCGACCGGGGAAGUUUAGAGGAAAUCAUAGACACCACGAUUGUAAUGAGACUUUUGUACUUUGGGGUGCUGCUAUCAAGUUUAGGGUGGAAAACAGUGCGGUAACUGAUAUUGGUUAUGCUGAGGUGACCAUAGCUAGAGAUGAGGUUAUUGUUGCAGCUAGCCCUGCUCACACAGCUCAUGCUUUAAUAAACAUAGAUCCGGCUCGGAGUGCGUAUUUUAUAGGAUGCCAAGAUAGUAUCAUAAACUAUAAUGCCUCAAGUACGGACUUUAAUGUUUGGAAAGAUAUUUAA
Vicia faba (fava bean) is the source of this 693-nucleotide messenger RNA. The record is from the annotation of a GenBank genome assembly. Lineage: Eukaryota; Viridiplantae; Streptophyta; Magnoliopsida; Fabales; Fabaceae.